AAGGAAAUGAAAGAAAAACGUGACGUCAGGCUACUGAAACAUGUAAACAAACGGGACAUCUUUGGUACAAGUACUGCAAAUUACAUUUGAUAACAUUAGUUACACGAGUAACCAUGAAGAGGGUAUUUGUAACUGUAGGAACAACAAGCUUUGAUGACCUAAUCGAACGUGUUACUUCCCCUGAAGCUGUUCAAGUGAGUAUGAUCUGUGAUGGCUAGUACAGAAGCUAACGUUAGCUAGCUAGCCAACUGUCCUCAAAAACUAGACAAUAAUAAUUUGAGUAGACGUGCCAUACCCUCGCAUUGUUAUAUUUCUAGAAAGUUCUUUAUCUCUCUCUUGAAGGAGUUGAAAGCCCGCGGCUAUCAACAUUUGGUCCUGCAGGUCGGUCAAGGCUCUAUUCUCCCAGAUUCAGACAGCUGUCACGAGCUCACGUUAGAGGCCUUUCGAUUCAAGGAUUCCAUCGCUGAAAAUAUCAGAUGUGCCGACCUGGUUAUCAGCCAUGCUGGUGUGUAUCUCUUUUUUAAAGAAAUUAAACAAACUAGCUAAACUACCAUACCAUUGUGCUGGUCAAUGAUGUUGUUUAAUUAUAAUAACAUGUCUGGUCUUGUAUUUUCAGGGGCAGGUAGUUGUCUGGAGACCCUUGGUGCAGACAAGCCACUGCUAGUGGUGGUCAAUGACAAACUUAUGGACAAUCACCAGCUAGAGCUGGCCAAACAGCUACACCAAGACUCACACCUACUGUACUGCACCCCCAGGUCAGUGUAAAUCCUCAACUUGAUCACGAGGACUCACACUUUGUCACUGACAUAUUGUAUAUGUAGAUUUCUGCUAAUAAAGUCCUAGAGUUGUCAAACUGUGAUUGAAAUUUAGUAGGUCAACAUACCCUUUUGUCUCAAAUUAUUUCACAGCACUCUUACUGAGACCCUGAAGACGAUGGACCUUGCUGUUCUCUCACCCUUCUUACCUGGACAACCAAAGCAUUUUGCCAAUUUCCUGGACAAGGCCCUUGGUGUUCAAUGAUUCCAACGGAGGGCUGUCUCUGAGGUCAACUCAGUGUUCUGUUAUGGACUCUGGAGAUGUUUGCACUCUUCUUCUUCGUGUGGCUUUCCAGCAGACUAGACAAUGUACUGCCUUCCGCAGGUCGGAGUGUGGAUUGCACAUUUUGGUCACCACCAUCUAACCCUGCACCUAUACACUAUCCCCCAAAACCCACCGCUCCAUCCCACUACGUUGGCCCUAAACCUAUCCUACACCACGCCUUCAGCCUGGGAGGAUGGAGCCCCUUCUCUCAAAACUUCCUGUAGCUCUUCUGCACUAAAAUCUCUCACCCCAAAAUAUUUCUCUGCUGCUGCAACUACCACAUGUCUUCUGUGAUUUCCACUGCAUCAGCGCAGUACAGUUGAUCACCAUGGCUAUGAUGUUUGCACUCGGAAACUCUCCUCAUCUUUGAGAUGAACUAGACGUGGGGUUGAGCAGAGGGUAGCCUACAUUCUGUUUCCCUCUAUGACACUCACAAGCUGCGCAGGACACAUUAGAACAGACUGUGACAAAACCACAUGAUCUUCCCUUAUUUUUUCCCGAACUUUCCAAUUUCUGAUACAAUUCUCUCACUUUUUGAUGCAAACUAAAGUUGUUACACCUUUCCCAUAUUCAAGUCAUUUAACAUAUUUUCUUAUUAGCUUUAUGAACAUAGAACUUGGUUGCAAUUUGUAUCUGUGCUAGAAUGGCCAUAAUUGUAUUUAUUUAUUAUUAUAUAUACAGUACCAGUCAAAAGUUUGGACACACCUACUCAUUCCA
This is a messenger RNA of Coregonus sp. 'balchen', 1797 nucleotides long. NCBI's taxonomy places the organism in Eukaryota, Metazoa, Chordata, Actinopteri, Salmoniformes, Salmonidae. The record is from the annotation of a GenBank genome assembly.